UUGCAUUCCAGUUUUUCUUAAAAAUGGUUGCCGGCCAAUCCUCUAACCAAAUUCAGUUUGCUUACUCUUUGCUUUUCACAAGUCACCCUGGAUCGUGAAAAAAGGACUGACUUUCGGAGCACUUUAAAUUAGAAUUAAUCACCAUCAUGGCAAAUGAUGGCAGUAGAACUAUUGAUGUUGAAGCAUUGGAGAAGAGCAUUGAUGAAAAGCUUCGCAGUGAUUCACCAUUGUCUGCCAAAUGUUGUAUAUUCAAAGUUCCAGAGGUGCUGAGGAGACAUAAACCAGAGGCAUAUCAACCUGAUGUUGUUUCAAUCGGACCCUUUCAUCACCAAAGUGGUAAGAAAUUUGAACACAUGGAAAAUGUGAAACACUGGUAUUUAAAAAAUCUUCUUUCAAGAUUGGGUGUAAGUUUGAAAACUUUGAUUGAGCGCAUUGAUGUUGUUGAGUUUGGGAGAGAAGCUCGUGGUUUAUAUGCAGAUCCAUUGAAUGAACUCAACCAGAAUGACUUCAUAGAAAUGAUGAUACUUGAUGGUUGCUUCCUUUUGGAAUUGUUUUGGAGAUGUCAAAUUAACAACCUUAAGCUUUUCUUGACCACCAUAGAAGAUGUCAAUGCUGAAGUUGAACUCGGUAUUGGAAUGCAACAAGUAGAUGCUUGGAACCAAAUACUAGAUAUUGAUAAUGACUCCAUAUUCAACAUGCAUUGCAUGGUCCAAUAUCUAUGUCAUGACCUUUUGCUGCUAGAAAAUCAACUACCUUGGUUUGUCCUCGAGCGUUUAUAUAGCCUUACCAUAGGACUAGGUAAACCUAACCCUCAGACCUCCCUCAUUCAUCUUGUGCUCAGUUUCUUCAGCACAGUCUCAUCUCUUGCCCAACAUUGCGCUUGCUAUUCCAGUUGUAGUCAAAAUAAUAUCCUACACAUACUUGAUUUGAUUAGAAGAACAAUUGUUGACCCUUUCGAAGAGUGUAAAUCUAGCACAAACACGGAGACAAAUUUGCUUUCUGCCACUAUUCUCUCAGAGGCUGGCGUUGAAUUUAAACAAGGUUCCAUUGAUGGCAACAUAAUGAACAUUGAUUUCAAAAAUGGGGUUCUCACAAUUCCAAAAUUGGCAAUUGCAGAGCUAACCGAACCUCUCUUCAGGAACCUUAUUGCCUUUGAGCAAUGCUAUCAUCACUGCGAGCAUAAAGUAACAUCAUAUGCCCUUUUAAUGUCUAACCUCAUUGCUUCCAGUAAGGAUGCUCAUUUUCUCCGUAAGAAAGAAAUACUAAGCAAUUGGUUGAGUGCUGAAGAUGCUUUCAGUUUCUUCGAUAAGCUUUACAGUGACACAUUGCUUCGGGAUUUUUGCUAUGGCGGGCUCUGCGCCGAAGUGAAUGAAUAUCACAAACAUAGAAGAAACAAGUGGCGAGCAAAAUUAAAGCGUGAUCAUUGUUCUAACCCAUGGAAAAUCAUUUCUUUGGUUGCAGCCUUUAUCCUUCUGGUUCUCACCACGUUGCAGACCGCAUUUACCAUUCAGCAAUACUAUUUUCCUCGGUGAUAUUUGUUAAUUAGUGUAGUUUGUGGUAUUCAUUUACUUGCAAUGUAUUUUGAUGUACGAAUUGUUCGAGGAAAUUUUAAAUAAAAGUUGGAUUUGCAUAUGAGUGAAGU
Molecule: messenger RNA, 1642 nt
Organism: Rosa chinensis
Lineage: Eukaryota; Viridiplantae; Streptophyta; Magnoliopsida; Rosales; Rosaceae
Product: UPF0481 protein At3g47200
Exons: 2
Coding region: 147-1532 (461 amino acids)
Source: RefSeq, a predicted model, not a curated record